UUAUCAUACUGUACAAAUUGUAAAAUAUGCAAUGGAAAUUGUUGUCACUCUUUGUCUCCCAUAAUUUUACUUAGUUACUAAGUUAGUCCUCUUGUUAAUUGUUGGUAUCAGGUAUCGCUGUAUGGUUUAUGUAACAAAGGUCGGGUACACCCCACAGUAAAUUAGUGGAUUUAUGAGGAUAGAGAGUUCUAUAAUGGAAGCUAGUUGUCUCACCAAGACCCACACUUCAGAGGAAUCUUUUCCCGAGUAUGUGGGCUUCAUAUGUGCUGGUGUUGCCGUAGUUUUGUUUGGAAGUAACUUUGUUCCUGUCAAGAAAUUUGAAACUGGAGAUGGGAUGUUCUUCCAAUGGGUGUUAUGCAGCGCUAUCUGGUGUGUGGGUCUCAUCGUGAAUGCCAUGAGAGGGUUCCCACCAUUUUAUCCACUUUCCAUGUUUGGAGGAUUCCUUUGGGCAACAGGCAAUAUUACUGUUGUUCCUAUUCUGAAGACAAUUGGUCUAGGAUUGGGCAUCUUGAUUUGGGGAACUUUUAACUUAUUAUCAGGCUGGGCAAGUGGAAGGUUUGGAUGGUUUGGUAUUCAUCCUGAGCUGCCCACUGAUGUACUUCUCAAUGACCUUGGAGUGACCUUGGCUGCAUUGAGAGGUUUGUUCUUCAUGUUAGUAAAGAGCGAGGUGAGCGCUGAGGAGGCGAUAUCACUCUCAGACAAUACUACAGACAUUGAAAAAGAAGCUCUAACAUUUCGUGAUCCCAAUAUGAAAGCUGACUCACCGCACUCUGAUACUAACCACUCAAUUCCUAAGACUCCUGCCAAUAUAAACUAUGGAAGUGCACGGGAAUUUAAUGAAAUUGAGAUUCUGGAUAGAAGUCAAAAUGAAACAUUUAUUGAUAGAAUGACGCCCAUCCAGAAGAAAAUAAUGGGUACAUCAAUGGCCGUGGUAGCAGGAGUAUUUUAUGGGUUAUCUUUUACUCCGGAUAUUUUCAUCCAGGACCAUGCCAACACAACUACUAACCACACUUCUUUUUACCCUGGAGCUAGUGAGAAUGGUUUGGACUAUGUGUUUGGUCAAUUCAGUGGAAUCUAUGCCACAAGCACCUUGUAUUUUAUCAUCUACUGUAUUGUAAUGAAGAACAAACCGCGAGUGUACCCCCGCGCCAUUCUGCCGGCCCUGGCCUCCGGGACAAUGUGGGGAGUGGCAUGCUCUUGUUGGUUUGUGGCCAAUAAGUCACUGUCAGAACCCGUCAGCUUUCCUAUUAUUACAACUGGUCCUGGUCUGAUAGCAGCAUUAUGGGGGAUAGUAGUGUUCAGAGAAGUGAAGAUGAUGAGCCGCUACCAGAUAGAAAUUGGAGGAACUCAAAUCAAUUUUCCCAGAAAUUUCAUCAUCGUGUCUCUAGCCUUUGCCGUUACGAUAGCAGGAGCAAUAUUGUCAGCUUUCUCUAAAGCUUAGGACAUUUACGUAAUAUUUUCACUAACAGAAGUUUGAUGUGCAAUGUCACUGUCAUGAAAACUGAGGGUGUGGGUUGUUUUGAAUUAUUAGAAGUUUCUUUAUCAUUGCUAACAGAACAAAGAGAUGUGUGUAGUA
Molecule: messenger RNA, 1576 nt
Organism: Lingula anatina
Lineage: Eukaryota; Metazoa; Brachiopoda; Lingulata; Lingulida; Lingulidae
Product: transmembrane protein 144-like
Biological process (GO): carbohydrate transmembrane transport
Cellular component (GO): membrane
Molecular function (GO): carbohydrate transmembrane transporter activity
Source: RefSeq, a predicted model, not a curated record